Molecule: messenger RNA, 189 nt
Organism: Tetrahymena thermophila SB210
Lineage: Eukaryota; Ciliophora; Oligohymenophorea; Hymenostomatida; Tetrahymenidae
Exons: 1
Source: RefSeq, a predicted model, not a curated record
AUGUAAAGAUGCGAUCCAAUAACAAAGUAACUUAGGUUGAGGUUGAGCUUGCUCCCUCGCCCAAGAGUUAGCCAAUCUAUAUUCCUGCGCCCUGAACAUAACGGACCUAAUGGACCUGUUGGUCUUGGGCUAAACCAUAGGAAGGACAUCAAAAUUUCUUUUUUUUUUCUCUCAAUUCUAAAUAACUGA